AUGUCAGAAGAAGAUCAUAGCGUACCUAAAGCAGAAGAGAUUGAAGUGCGUGUCCACGAGGAAAGCGAUGCUAAUCCCGAAGACGCAGAAGCGGUUGAUUAUAAUGCAACUCCAGAAGACCUCCAAGCACACUUUUCAUCGUGUGGAACAAUAAACCGAGUUACGAUUCUUUGCGAUAAAUGGAGCGGGCAUCCUAAAGGAUAUGCCUACGUCGAAUUUGCGGACCCGUCACUAGUUGCAAAUGCAAUGGCAUUGAAUGAAACUUUAUUACGUGGUCGUCCGAUUAAGGAUUCAAUAGAGGUCGAGGGCGGGGCAGGGCAGGAUGGCGAGGGACAAGUGGGUUUUAUGGACAUGGGGCUUAUUAUAGUCCUUCUUUUAGAGGGCGUCCAAGGUAACGUUAGAAUCGAGGAAUUGGAGAAAUACAGAGCGGAUUGCAAAAGUAGUACUAGUCGUAUUUGA
Paraglomus brasilianum is the source of this 459-nucleotide messenger RNA. NCBI's taxonomy places the organism in Eukaryota, Fungi, Glomeromycota, Glomeromycetes, Paraglomerales, Paraglomeraceae. The record is from the annotation of a GenBank genome assembly.